Molecule: messenger RNA, 2365 nt
Organism: Pygocentrus nattereri (red-bellied piranha)
Lineage: Eukaryota; Metazoa; Chordata; Actinopteri; Characiformes; Serrasalmidae
Gene: sike1
Product: suppressor of IKBKE 1
Exons: 5
Coding region: 280-921 (213 amino acids)
Source: RefSeq, a predicted model, not a curated record
UUUCGCUUUUCUGUAGUUGUGAGUUUCUCGAUCUCCUGUUUAUUUUCGAUUUUAUGUCAAUAAUCGCUCGUCUGAGUGAAAUUAGGACAGAAGGCUGGAAACAUGUAACCAAUGAAGCCAUAUCUCCAAGCUUUUGAUUGGACAUUGAGUGCAUCAGUUUAGCUAGCAAGCUUAUUUCAGUGUUUACAGUUUUGGCAGCGACAGCAGACCGAGCGAGCCCAGCGCGGCAGUGGAUACGGCCGCACACCUCGCCUGUGUUUCUGCGGUCAAGCUACAGCCAUGUCGUGCACGCUGGAGAAGGUGCUGUCGGACGCUCGGACUUUGCUGGAGAGGCUGAAAGAGCACGACACGGCGGCGGAGAGUCUGAUCGAGCAGUCGAGCACCCUGAGCCAGAGGGUCCACAGCAUGAAGGAGGUGGGAAACGCUCUGCCUGAUAAGUACAUGGAGGAGAGUGCAGGAUACCAGGAGCUCUCCAAAUAUAAGCCCCAUGUUCUGCUGUCUCAGGAGAACACCCAAAUUAAGGAACUUCAGCAGGAGAACAGAGAGCUUUGGCUUUCCUUGGAAGAGCACCAGUAUGCUCUGGAGUUGAUCAUGGGUCGAUACCGCAAGCAAAUGCUUCAGCUAAUGAUGGGAAAGAAGGAGCUGGACACCAAGCCUGUGCUCAGCCUUCACGAGGACCAUGCCAAAGAGGUUCAGAGCCAGCUGGAGCGGAUAUGUGAGAUGGGUCAGGUGAUGCGGAGAGCAGUACAAGUGGAUGACCAGCACUACUGCUCUGUGAAAGAGAGACUGGCUCAACUGGAGAUUGAAAACAGGGAGCUGCGUGAUCUCUUGGCCAUCAGUAAGAACACCCUGAAACCACACAGAGAAGAGGUCAGCCAACCGAACACAGAGCCUAAGUCCAAAGUUGCUGACAAGAAUUGAUGACAUCCAAAGACACAAAGAGUUGUCUUGUGGCUGCAGUUUCAGUGCAGUUUCUAUUGUACCAUCUCACUCUCAGGACACCUGUUAGCUCACAUCUGUAUCAUGGUUUAUUCAUAUUGCUGAACCAUCCCAGUGUAUCCUGACCUCCUGCUGCCCACUGCUGCACUUUCUGUGAUGGAUUAACAGAAGCAGUUUCCUUCUGUUUUUCUCAGGAAAUACACACAGCAGCCCCUCAUCAGUAGACAGCACUCUGCAAACCUAAAUAUACUUCUGUUUCUGCAGCUCUUUUUUGUUUUAUUUAUAAAAUAUUCACUCUGGAAAAUCCUCAGAUUUUGCUGUAUUAUCAUAUUUUUUCAUGCAAAAACAGCCACGCUGAGUAAAAUAAUGGUGGUUAGUUUCCUGUUAGUGAUUUCUUUAAAAUGACUAUAAUCUGAAAAAUACCAGUUAUUCAGACUAACCAGAAACACCCAUAACAUGCCCAAGGAGGCUGCUCUGUUGAAAUGAGCAAGAAACAUUCAAGGGAAAUUAUUCCAUACAUUAUUAAUGACUAUAAGGACUUACAGAGUGGAGUGGCUGCUAGUAAUGUAAUACUUGAAGUAUGCCUAAUACUGCUGUCUGUAAUAUGGUGUCAGUAAAUGAGCCAGUAUUUAAAGUCUAAUCUAAAGCUCACUUUUUGAGCAAUGUGUCAUCAUAUUAUGAGUUUGUUUUUGUUUUUUCGUAAACUGACUGGAUUUUCUCCACAUUUUUAAAUGGUCAAAAAUGAAAAAAAAAGUAUCUUUCGGUUUAUAAAACUAUAAACUGAUGUGAAACUAACUACAGUGAGAUUUUAUUUAGCCUGCAUGUGUUUUGCAAAUAUCUGUUAAUUAAAAUUUUGCAUGUGUGAUUUUAAUACAGCAAAUCCUGAAUCAUUUUUGGGUUGAAUAUUUUUUUGCAAGAUAUUAAUUCCAUGAUGUGUUUAAUAUGAUGAUUUAAUAUGAUUUUUAAAAUAAAUAAAACUUUAAAAUGUAGCCUUGAAUUUGACUGGCUGUGCUAGCUUUUAAUGAAUAAAAUGGACUUCUUAUAUGUUUUGGUCUUUUCGAAAGAAAUUCCGUUCUGGUCUGUGUCUCAGAACUGGCCACAACAGCUUGUUUCAGUUUGUGAGUACAGCAGAAGAGUAAACCCUGAGCUCGAGGUGAGGUACAUGGUGCUGGUUUUCCUGAUCAGGGCUGAUCCUGAGCCGUUUAAGACUGAGAGUAUCAACUGGUGGUGUUAUUUAGUUCAUGACUGUGCUUAUUAUGUCAUACCUGUAGUGUCAUGCAGGUGCUUCUAAUAUUAUAUGGUUGCGUUGUCACCUCAGGAAAUUGUUACAGUCAUUAUUUUUUUAUCAACUAGAUAUGUCAAAUGUAAGAGAAUAUUGAAAUAUUAAAAGUACUUAAAUGUUGACUUAAUAAAACAUUACAAUGAC